GGGCUGGCUUAGUGGGUUUAGACCUGACCAGAGAUCGGACAGUUAGGAGCUUGGGAGUGUGUCUGUUGGGUUACUUAACACAUUGAGUUGUAAAGAAAUCCGCCGUUAAAAUGUCUGAUGACGAACAAGAGCAAACUAUCGCCGAGGAUUUGGUAGUCACCAAGUAUAAAAUGGGAGGUGACAUCGCCAACCAGGCCCUACGAAUGGUGAUGGAGGCAGCCACAGCAGGGGUUUCCGUCCUCAGCCUGUGUGUGAAGGGGGAUGCUCAUAUCAUGGCAGAGACUGGGAAGGUCUUCAAGAAGGAGAAAGACAUAAAAAAAGGCAUUGCCUUCCCCACCAGCGUCUCAGUCAAUAACUGUGUUUGCCACUUCUCUCCCCUGAAGAGUGAUCCUGACUACACACUUAAAGAUGGGGAUCUGGUAAAAAUUGACCUUGGCGUCCAUAUUGACGGCUUCAUUGCCAAUGUUGCUCAUAGCUUUGUUAUUGGAGCCACUAAGGAGACUCCAGUUACAGGCCGUAAAGCAGAUGUGAUCAAAGCAGCUCACCUUUGUGCAGAAGCUGCUCUGCGCCUGGUCAAACCUGGCAACCAGAACUCUCAGGUGACAGAGGCUUGGAACAAGAUUGCCCAAUCAUUCAAAUGUUCACCAAUUGAGGGUAUGCUGUCUCAUCAGCUAAAACAACAUGUAAUCGAUGGAGAAAAAACUAUCAUUCAGAACCCCACAGACCAGCAAAGAAAGGACCACGAGAAGGCAGAGUUUGAGGUGCAUGAGGUAUAUGCUGUUGAUGUGCUGAUCAGUACUGGAGAAGGAAAAGCCAGGGAUGGAGGACAGAGGACAACUAUAUAUAAGAGGGACCCCAGCAAGCAGUAUGGAUUGAAGAUGAAGACCUCCCGCAUGUUCUUUAGUGAGGUGGAACGACGUUUUGACACCAUGCCUUUCACCCUAAGGGCAUUUGAGGAUGAAGCUAAGGCCCGUCUGGGUGUGGUGGAGUGUGCCAAACAUGAGCUCCUACAGCCUUUCAGCGUGCUCAAUGACAAGGAAGGAGAGUGUGUGGCUCAGUUUAAGUUCACAGUGCUGCUGAUGGCCAAUGGCCCACAUAGAAUCACCAAUGGACCCUUUGAGCCUGAGCUCUACAAGUCAGAGCACGAGGUGCAGGAUGCUGAACUCAUGACUCUACUACAGAGCUCAGCAAGUCGCAAAACACAGAAGAAGAAGAAAAAGAAGGCCUCCAAGACAGUUGAGACAGCUACUGGGCAGCCGACUGAGGAGACUGAGGCUGCAGAGUAGAUUCUACCUGUCUUUGGGAAACACGCAAACUCAUACCAACACCCCAAAUAACAGAACAUUUAAAAUUAGGAAAGGAAAUUACAUAUUUGCCAAUUGUAAUGUUUUUUUUGUCCCCAUAUGUUUUUCUGGUUUUGAGCCCACAAAAUAAAUCUGAUGGAUCUAAUUAUGAUCUUUUAUUGGAUGCACCAAACUUGUGGAAUACACAUUUGUUGGUGUUCUAUGCCAUUCUGGGGAUUCUCAAGUCCAAACACAAACAUUCACAAAGGUAAAGCCUCACAUCUAAGUAAACAACUUAACUUUUCCACAGAGUUUAUCUGCUCUGACCAUUGAUACUGUAACUGGAAUGAAAAAUGGGAAAACACACUUUGGAUUAUUUACAUUUUUUAGAAAUGUGUUUUUACACCUUACUGUUGGGUGAUGCACCUGACUGAAAAUCUUGCUACAUGGGUAAUAUGUUAUGAACUUUCUAAAUUAAAAUGGUAAAAACAAACUGUUAAGAAA
Molecule: messenger RNA, 1787 nt
Organism: Osmerus eperlanus (European smelt)
Lineage: Eukaryota; Metazoa; Chordata; Actinopteri; Osmeriformes; Osmeridae
Gene: pa2g4a
Product: proliferation-associated 2G4, a
Exons: 13
Coding region: 111-1286 (391 amino acids)
Source: RefSeq, a predicted model, not a curated record